Messenger RNA from Euleptes europaea (tarantolino), 861 nucleotides. RefSeq names its product 3-hydroxyacyl-CoA dehydratase 2 (gene HACD2). Gene Ontology annotation, biological process: sphingolipid biosynthetic process; very long-chain fatty acid biosynthetic process; fatty acid elongation. Gene Ontology annotation, cellular component: endoplasmic reticulum membrane. Lineage: Eukaryota; Metazoa; Chordata; Lepidosauria; Squamata; Sphaerodactylidae. The record is from RefSeq and is a predicted model, not a curated record. The transcript is spliced from 7 exons. Gene Ontology annotation, molecular function: 3-hydroxyacyl-CoA dehydratase activity. Bases 1 to 771 code for a protein of 256 amino acids.
AUGGCGGCCUCGUCCAGCAGCGCCGGCCGCCGAGCGGAUAACGGCUACGGCGCCAGCGGCCAGCAGCAGCAGCAGCAGCAGGCGGCCUCCCGGCGGCGGAAGGGGCCCGGCGGCCUGGCCACGGCCUACCUGGUCAUUUACAAUGUCGUCAUGACAGCGGGAUGGCUUGUUAUAGCUGUUGGUUUAGUAAGAGCAUAUCUUGCCACGGGUAGCUACCAUAACCUUUACUAUUCAAUAGAAAAACCGCUGAAGUUCUUCCAGACUGGAGCGUUGCUUGAGAUUUUGCACUGUGCGAUAGGGAUUGUUCCCUCUGCUGUUGUCCUGACUGCUUUCCAGGUGAUGUCAAGAGUUUUUCUGACAUGGGCCAUAACUCAUAGUGUAAAAGAGGUACAAAGUGAAGAUAGUGUCCUCCUUUUUGUUGUUGCCUGGACGAUUACAGAGAUUAUACGUUAUUCCUUUUAUACCUUCAGCUUGCUAAACCACCUUCCGUACUUCAUCAAAUGGGCCAGGUACACCUUGUUCAUCGUACUGUAUCCAAUGGGUGUGUCAGGUGAAUUGCUCACAAUAUAUGCUGCUCUUCCCUUCGUCAGGCAAUCCGGCUUGUAUUCCAUUAGUUUACCUAACAAAUACAACUUCUCAUUUGAUUAUUAUACAUUCCUGAUCCUGGUUAUGAUGUCCUAUAUUCCACUCUUCCCUCAGCUGUAUUUUCACAUGCUGCAUCAGAGAAGAAAAGUACUUUCACCUGCUGAAGAACAGAAGAAAGCAGAAUAACUCGUGGUGGUGUUCAGAACUAUGCACAAACCUCAAAACAAGCAUACUUUCAGAAGUUUUAUCAACAAUGCAGAGUAUUAAACUGAGAAG